Messenger RNA from Penaeus vannamei (Pacific white shrimp), 6020 nucleotides. RefSeq names its product kinesin-like protein KIF3B. Gene Ontology annotation, molecular function: microtubule binding; microtubule motor activity; ATP binding. Lineage: Eukaryota; Metazoa; Arthropoda; Malacostraca; Decapoda; Penaeidae. The record is from RefSeq and is a predicted model, not a curated record. Gene Ontology annotation, cellular component: microtubule associated complex. Gene Ontology annotation, biological process: mitotic spindle organization; microtubule-based movement; spindle elongation.
UCGUCUGCCUAGGAUCGAAAACAAACAUUCCAGAAUUCCCGUUUCGGAUUCCCACUUCCUCGGCUUUCUUUGGCACUUGUGGACGAGGGCGGACGCUCGGCCCUUCUCUCCGAUAUGAGGCCGCUUUCCUGAAUACUUGAGCAGUGUUAGGCAUGGUACAAGGAGCAGAGGCCAGGAUGAAGGGAAACGAAGCAGAAACGGUGAAGGUGGUGGUGAGAUGCCGGCCCAUGAACGAGCAGGAGACUGCCAAUGGGUACAAAAGGGUGGUGGACAUGGACGUUGACAGAGGUGUGGUGGAGAUCAGUAAUGUCAAAGGGGCAGAAACUGAUCCAAAGAAAACCUUCACCUUUGACGCUGUCUAUGACUGGAAUUCCAAGCAGCUGGAGCUUUAUGAUGAAACAUUCCGACCCCUGGUUGACUCAGUCCUCAAUGGGUUCAAUGGUACAAUCUUUGCUUAUGGCCAGACAGGGACAGGGAAAACCUAUACCAUGGAAGGUAUACGGGAUGAUCCUGAGCAACGUGGGGUGAUACCAAACUCAUUUGAACACAUUUUCAAUCACAUUGCUCGGAGUAGUAAUCAACAAUACCUCAUUCGUUCAUCCUACCUUGAAAUAUACCAGGAAGAAAUUAGAGACUUACUGGGAAAGGACCAGAAAAAACGUCUGGAGCUGAAGGAGAGACCAGACACAGGUGUCUAUGUGAAGGAUCUCCAACAGUUUGUGUGUAAAAGCGUCAAUGAGAUCCAGCAUGUUAUGACGGUGGGAAAUCAGAACAGAGCUGUAGGGUCAACAAACAUGAAUGUACACAGUUCUCGUUCGCAUGCCAUAUUCAUCAUCACCAUUGAGUGCAGCGAUGUGGAUGAGAAGGGAAGAGGCCACAUCCGAGUGGGUAAACUGAACCUGGUGGACUUGGCUGGGUCAGAGAGACAGUCAAAGACGGGCACAGUGGGAGACAGGUUGAAAGAGGCAACGAAGAUCAAUUUGUCCCUCUCAGCUCUGGGAAAUGUGAUCUCAGCUUUAGUGGACGGCAAGAGUACUCACAUCCCUUACAGAGACUCCAAACUUACCCGCCUUCUGCAAGAUUCUCUUGGAGGAAAUUCUAAAACUAUCAUGGUAGCCAACAUUGGUCCUGCCAGUUACAACUACGAUGAGACCAUCACAACCCUCCGCUAUGCCAACCGGGCCAAGAACAUCAAGAACAAGCCCAAGAUCAAUGAGGAUCCCAAGGAUGCCAUUCUUAGAGAAUAUCAGCAGGAGCUUGCUCGAUUGAAGGCUCAAUUAACGCAAAGAGGAGGAAAAAAGAAAAAGAAAAAGAAACAAGCAGAGGGUGAUGUGGAUGAAGCUGAGGAAGAGGAGGAAAGUAGUGUGGAUAUGGAGACCAUCCUGCAACAGGAGAAGGAUCUGGAGGAUGAGAGGAAUCGCAUACAGAAUGACCAACAUAUGAUAGAGGAGGAGAAACAGCAAUAUUUAAUGGACAUGAAGAAUAAGGAAGCAGAAAUAGUGGCUGCAAAAGAAGCACAGGAGAAGUUGAUGGGCAGGAUUAAGACAAUGGAAUCCAAGCUACUUUGUGGAGGCAAGAACAUAAUAGACCACACUAAUGAACAGCAGAGAGCUCUUGAACAACGGACGCAAGAACUGUUGGAACAGAAAAGAAGAGAGAGAGAAAUGCUGCAGUUACUGGAGAAGGAGGAGGAAUCUUCAUGUGAAAUUGCCUCCACCUUUUCUUCACUCCAGCAAGAGGUGGAAGCAAAGACACGUAAAUUGAAAAAGCUCUUUGCCAAAUUACAAUCAGUAAAACAAGAGAUGGGAGACCUGCAUGAAGAGUUUUGCAGAGAUCGUGUGGACCUUCAGCAUACACAGGAUGUUCUUACCAGAGAACUGAAACUCAAAGCCCUUAUAAUUGAAAACUUUAUAUCCCCUGAAGAAAAGCGCAAGAUUCUGUCUCGUGCAUAUUUUGAUGAGGAUGAAGAUGUUUGGAAGCUGCGACCGGUGGUUCGACAGACAGGAGGAACUCUGAAGAGGCCAGUAUCCUCAGCCUCAAGAAGACCUACCUCCGAAUACGCCAAAAUGCAGGCUUCGCUUGAUCAUAACCCAAGAUACAAAGGAGAAAAUAUCAUGGUAGUGGAGGACCCAGUUCGCACAACAAGAGACUGGGAGGGGCCUGUCGUUGCCCCUCGUGUUGCAGCAGCAUUAGAAGCCGCCCUCAUGCCAAUAGAUGAUGACCUGAGUAUCGAUGCUUCCCUCGCGACCCUCAACCGCUCCCAGGCUGUGAGGUCAACUAGAAAGGGGAAGACCAAGGGAAAGUUGUCCACAUGUGAUAAUGAUGACAUUGGUGCUGUGAUAAAAAAUUACAAAGAAACCAUGAGUUCAAUCAUUCCUGAGAUUCAAGAGUGGGAUACGCCCCCCAUCACAGGUGCCGGACAGCUCUUUGUACCCAAAGUCCCGCGGUCUGGUUCCCAAGUAACCAGCCUGUGGGCUCCCAGCUGCUCCGAAAUGCUUGAAGAUGACUAUGAUGAGGAUCCCAGUUAUUUUCCAUGUAGAACCAGAGACUCUAGAGGAAAGUACAGUCGGCCAAACCAGAAAACAGGAAGUCAGGUUGAUGUAAGAGAAGGUCUUAAUGAAAGAGAAGAAGGUAAGUCCUCUUUGGAGAAUAGCACAGCAGAGAGUCACCAGUUGGAGGCUACGUCAGAAAGUCAGAGAGAAUUCUCAGCGCAGAAGCAGAUGAGUUUAGAAGAAUCUCUGGUUCUUGGCCUGGAAAAGGGAACUCAGCUCGUCCUAGGGCCUUUUGGAGCACGUCGCACCUGUUAUCACUAUAGGCCUCAAGUCAAACGCUGUUUAACAUCAUUAAGUAGAAGUAAACCCAGAAAGGUGCUACUCAACUCCCAUUGUUGUGUAGAUAAACAAGAUACUUCCUGUUCUUAUUCUUCCUCUUUAAGUCAUCUCUGCCAACAAAGCCAACCAGAUCACAGAAGACUGUGUCCCAGAAAGUCGAGUGCAAGUAAGAGUGAUUUCCUUCACAGAAUAUGGUGUUAUCAUAUGUCAAGAAGUUCUGUGAAGGUGUCUGGUGGCAGCCUCUCCCAGAGAUUUAGCUGCCUGCUGCACAAGAAGCGGAUUGAUUGGAGAAGCUCCAUGCACCCGUGCACAUAUGAAAGAAUUAUGUGGCGUUUACCGUCCUCUCAGUGGAAACAGCUAGCGUUGUGUUUGAUACAUUUUGAGGGAGACGACACCUUACGCUUCCUAACUCCUGUCAUGUUUUCCUUGAGGAAAUUCAGAAAUAUGUCUGAAUCUCGAAUGGUUUACUCCUUAAGCAUGGAUAGCUAUGGUGUGUCAGAGAGAGCAUGGGAAGACAUGGUCUCAGCACUGUGUCUUUGCUGUGUGUUGGUAUUUAUUUACCGUGUGUAUGUUGGUGUGUGUGGGUGUCUAUCUGAAGUGAUGGACUGGAUCUCAUUUUAGACUGAAAUCCAAGGAAGUAAUUCACAUGAAUUGCCUCACUCUGGAGAAUGGUUUGGCUUCAGAUCUUUUAUUUUCAAAUUAAGUCCUGUAUCAGGUGCUUUUAUUCUUUUUAUAAAUUGAUUGGAAAUUAUUUGUUCUUAAAGGGGUUGGUGCUUUGAGUUUGUAUUAGUGAGUUAUUCGACAUGACAGUAUAAUAUGCUAGUACUUUGAUAACUUUUUUUUUUUUGUAUCAUGGGUAAUGUCAGGUAGAUAGAAUGAUAAGAAAGCUUCAAAAUCAAAAUUAUUUACUCAGUUUUGUUUUUAAUUUUUGAAUUCUGAGUAGAAAAUUAACUAGUUCUAGAAAAAAAACUUCAUUCCUUACAAUUAAAGGGGAUACAUUAGCCAUACAUUUAUUUUUUAACAAAUGCAUUUUUUGUUUUGUCGUUGUCCUGUGUUUUAACCAUCAAAGGUUUGGUUCCUAAUUUAUGUAAACAUUUUUCUUUUGUCUGAGCUUUGCUUUGCAGCUUUAUAUCAAUCUGGCUGUUUAGAGCUUUACUAUAUAGUUGCUUUCAGAGUGUGAUAGGCAUUGUAUGGAAGGGUUUGGGUGAGCAUCACUUACUUUCUUGUUUUGGUAAGAUUCUCUCUGAAAUUCAGGGAUUUUAUCAUUCUAAGGAUCAUAGAAGAGGGAUUUUCACUGGAUAUGAUAUUUGAUGUGUAAGAAUUAUAUUAGAUGUUAACAUUUAGGCUAAGGUGGGGUGUACAACUCCUUGUGGAUAAGUUUAUGUAGGUUAUACAUGAGUAUCUCACGGAGAUGUAAGUAAGGAAUUUUUGCUUCAGGUUUUCAUGAAGCACCUAAUUUUAUCAAAAAGAAACUUAAUGCAAAAAUUAAGGAUGUAAGUAUUGACUCUAAGCUGUAGAAUAAUGUAAGAAACAGCAACAUAGUAUCACUUCCUUCUAUAGGCAGUGAUUCUUGGAAAUAAAUUGGACUUAUAUAAGAUUACCAAGAAAGACAAUUCUGCAUAAGAAAAAAAUUAACUUUGUUUACAAACAAAUUGAAAGGAACUUGGGACAGGACUAAAAUACAAAACAAAUAAGGAAUGAUGCAGAUGAGAAAUAGGAUUGGGUGAAGUAUUACUAGUUAACUGAUUGCCUGUACAUAUGGUGUUUAUUCAUUAAUUUUUUUAUUUCUGCUUGUAUCCUGCCACCUUGUCAUGAUUUUUCUUUCUUAUUGAAAAUGAAAUAUUAGUUGCAUAUGAAACAAAGCUACUUGGGUGUGUGCAGUGUAUGUAUUUGACUGACUGAAGAUAAAUGGAUCCGGAAAGAGAGAGAGUACAUGCAACUUAAAGAACUUGUCGAGAUGAUUGAGUCGCCACAUCUCCCUAUUGUUGAAUCUCUUUCCUUUCAUUCUUUGAUCUUCCCCUGUGCUUCAAUUUGUUUUAAUAUUGCACCUGUUUAUUUUUUUUAAGCACCAAAGAUUUUUUUACUUCGUAAAUAUUUUUUCUUUUCUAUGGCAUUGCAACUUUCUCCUCUUUUCUUUCUAACCUUUCUUCUAUUUAUGUGCACGUUGCAUAUCUGUGAUAAUGCGGACUUGAGCUCUUUUUAGUGAUGGGAGCUGCCCGGCCUGCCUGAUAAAAUUUCAGAAAAAACAAUGAAAAAAAAAGGAAAAGAAAAAAGUAUAAAAAAAAAAGUUCUUGUCCAAUUCCUAAUGACCAUUAUGUCCAGACUAUAUACACUUUACAGCUGUAGUAACUCAAGUGUGUUUGUUUUUCUGAGGGUUAGAGUUUUGACUGGGCUUUGUAUUUGAUGCCUCAUGUCUGUUGGACUAAAUACUUUGGCCGGAUGGCAACUUCGGAGGUUUAGUCAGAAGUCCUCUUGCUUGACAAAUACAUAUUGACGUCUGAUGGUGAGGUGGAAGACGAUGACCUGUACUUUGAACUUAACAAGGGUAAUGAACUGAGACAUGUUUGUUUUCUAUUGUUUGAAAUAUACACUGUUUAUGAAAAAAGCAAGGCUUCUGUCAGACUUGUGAAGCAGCUGACUCUUAAAGUUAUCUAGUCUUGUCGGUUUGUUUAGGGUCUAAAGCAAAGCGAGUAGAUCAGAAAAACAUGUCAGAACCUCUCUUUGUAGUAUAAUAAAACUUGAUGAAGUGCUGUAUGUAAGGUUGCUACUGUAUACAGUAUAAACAUGUUUGCCAGGAUACUAUAUUUUUUUUGUGGAUCUGUAUAUAGACAUUAUGGCUAUGACAAUAUUAUGUUUGCAUAAAUGGCUCUAUGGAAGUGCAGGGUUAGAGAUGCCUUUUUGUGAUACUCAUUGGAAAAAACUUAACUGAAGAGUAUUUAACGUUAUGUUAAUAUAGAGACAGUGCAAUAGAUAAGAUGAGCCGUACAUGUGCAUGUCUACAGGAGGAUCAAACCUACAUAUACAAAGGCAAAUUGAUGUAUUUUAGUAAUUUCCUUGGUAUACAAUACUGUUGAAUGUGUGGUAUGUACAUGCAUGUAUACUUUCAAGUUUUCAAGCAUUUUCACGCUUACAAAUGUCUCUUCUCUCUCUCUCUCUCUCUCUCUUCUCUCUCUCUCUCUCUCUCUCUCU